AUGAGAAACUCUACAUCUUUAUCUACAUUCAUACUGCUGGGACUGACAGAUGAUCCUCCAAUGCAGGUUCUGAUUUUUAUGUUUCUGUUUGUUUCCUAUACAUUGAGUAUAACUGGGAACCUGACCAUCCUUAUGCUCACUUUAGUAGAUUCUCGCCUUAAAACCGCCAUGUACUUUUUCCUCAAACACUUCUCCUUUUUAGAAAGCUUGUUAACAACAGCCUGCAUUCCCAGAUUUUUAUACAGCUUAUCAACUGGGGACAAGACUAUUUCCUAUAAUGCUUGUGCUGCUCAAUUAUUUUUUGUCAUUCUUUUUGGAGCAACAGAAUUUUUUCUCCUGGCCAUCAUGUCCUAUGACCGCUAUGUGGCCAUCUGCAAACCCUUACAUUAUGCAACCAUCAUGAGCAGCAGAGUCUGUGGAAGACUUGUUAUUUGCUGUUGGAUAGCAGGUUGGCUGGUCAUAUUUCCACCACUCUGCCUGGGCUUAAAUCUGGAAUUCUGUGACUUUAAUGUCAUUGAUCAUUUUAUCUGUGAUGCUGCUCCUGUGCUAAAGAUCUCUUGUUCAGACACACGGUUCAUAGAACAGAUGGCUGUUGCCCUUGCUGUGUUGACUGACAUCUUGACAUUUCUGUGUGUAGUUAUAUCUUAUAUGCACAUCACCAGGACCAUCCUAAAUUUCCCUUCCACCCAGCAAAAGAUGAAGGCUUUUUCUACCUGUUCUUCUCACAUGAUUGUGGUUUCUAUCACCUAUGGCAGUUGUAUCUUCAUCUAUGUCAAACCUUCAGCAAAGGACAAAGUGACAGUUAAUAAGUGUGUGUCAGUGCUUACUACUUCAGUUGCCCCCAUGUUAAACCCAUUCAUUUACACCCUGAGGAACAAGCAAGUGAAAGAAGCUUUUAGAGAUUUAAUCAACAGAAUGUCAUUGAUGUCAAAGAAGUAA
Cervus elaphus (red deer) is the source of this 939-nucleotide messenger RNA. RefSeq names its product olfactory receptor 6C2-like. The record is from RefSeq and is a predicted model, not a curated record. Gene Ontology annotation, cellular component: membrane. The transcript has a single exon. Gene Ontology annotation, biological process: G protein-coupled receptor signaling pathway. NCBI's taxonomy places the organism in Eukaryota, Metazoa, Chordata, Mammalia, Artiodactyla, Cervidae. The coding region runs from base 1 to 939 and encodes 312 amino acids. Gene Ontology annotation, molecular function: G protein-coupled receptor activity; olfactory receptor activity.